Messenger RNA from Kickxella alabastrina, 444 nucleotides. RefSeq lists its product as uncharacterized. The transcript has a single exon. The record is from RefSeq and is a predicted model, not a curated record. Bases 112 to 366 code for a protein of 84 amino acids. NCBI's taxonomy places the organism in Eukaryota, Fungi, Kickxellomycota, Kickxellomycetes, Kickxellales, Kickxellaceae.
GGAGAGAUGCUUCGUGACCACAACGGAGACGUGACCUUUUUAUAUGAAAUGCGCAAAAGGAAAUGACAACAACUUUCUUAUCAUAUGUAAAGCUGGGCCGGCAAUAUCGCAAUGUUUGUUUGCACUUGGCCUUUGCUCCGCUCGCCUAUUAUCUUUUUUUUUAGUUUUGGUGCUGCCGUUGCUGCCGUUUUUGUUUCUGCUCCUACUGCCGCCACCGCGUGUAUUAUUUUAUAUUAUCGUCCAGAAAUAGUACAAAUCCCUUAUCUUUACCGACAGUCAAUCACCAGAGCUCGUGGCCCGUAUCUUUGGCAGCCAUUGAUCGCUGGAAAAUAUUUUUUGUACACCUUGCAUGUGCAUAUUUGUUAAUAAAAAAGAGGGGAGUAGGUCUCACUGUGUCCGGCGGUGCCUAAUUUUCGUUAUUUUUGCGCAAAUAAUUAAAAAGUG